Molecule: messenger RNA, 816 nt
Organism: Colletotrichum karsti
Lineage: Eukaryota; Fungi; Ascomycota; Sordariomycetes; Glomerellales; Glomerellaceae
Product: chip protein (carboxyl terminus of hsc70-interacting protein)
Exons: 3
Coding region: 1-816 (271 amino acids)
Biological process (GO): positive regulation of proteolysis; protein quality control for misfolded or incompletely synthesized proteins; protein polyubiquitination
Cellular component (GO): cytoplasm
Molecular function (GO): ubiquitin protein ligase activity; protein-folding chaperone binding
Source: RefSeq, a predicted model, not a curated record
AUGUCGUCGAGAUCAAUUCAGCUGAAGGAGGAAGGAAACCGCCAUUUCCAACAAGGCGAUUAUGCUGGUGCGGAGGCGUUGUAUUCCAAGGCCAUUAUCGCCGACCCGAAGAACCCCAACCUCUAUACCAAUCGUGCAAUGGCGCGUAUCAAACUCGAAAUGUGGGACUCCGUCGUCGCCGAUUGCGAAUCUUGCCUGGGUCUCGCCCAAGACAACCUCAAGGCCAACUACUACCUCUCUCAGGCCCAGCUACAUCUCAAGGACUUCGACUCGGCCCUGACCAGCGCCCUGCGCGCCCACGAGCUGUGUGUGAAGACCGGAGACAAGUCUCUCGCCGCAAUUACAACCCAAGUUCUCAAUGCGAAGAAGGAGCGAUGGGACUGGAUGGAGAAGAACAGACUGAGAGAGGCUCACAGUCUGGAGAACGAGAUCAUCGAGAUGAUGGAGAAGGAGCGCAAGCAAGCUGUCGAAGACGCCAUGGACGACUCCGAGAAGAGCGAGAUCGAGGCCGAAUGGAACAACAAGAUCGAACUGCUGAGUCAAACGUUCGAGAAGAGCCGCGCCGAAUCGGAGCGCAGACGAGAGGUUCCUUCUUGGGCUAUCGACGAUAUCAGCUUUGGCAUCAUGGUCGAUCCCGUUAUCACUAAGACCGGAAAGUCGUAUGAGAGAGCGUCAAUUAUGGAACACUUGAGGAGACAUCCUAGCGACCCGUUGACGAGAGAGCCCCUCCUUCCGUCUGAGCUCAGACCCAAUCUCGGGCUCAGACAGGCUUGCGAAGAUUUCCUCAAAGAGAACGGAUGGGCGGUGGACUGGUAG